UAUGCUGGCUGCCUGCUCCAGUUCUACUUCUUCUUCUCCAUGUGUGCCGCUGAAGGUUUAUUUCUGUCAGUGAUGUCUUUUGAUAGAUUUCUUGCCAUUUGUAGACCUUUGCAUUAUCCCACCAUAAUGACCCACUGCCUGUGUGCUUGGUUAGUGGUCUUCUGUUGGGCAGGGGGCUUUCUCUGGUUACUGACUCCUUUGACUCUAAUAUCUCAGAUGCCUUUCUGUGGUCCAAACACCAUUGACCAUUUUCUUUGUGAUCUUGCCCCUUUGCUGGCAUUGUCCUGUUCUUUAGUAUCUGGAAUUAGUUUGAUCUGUGGUAUCAUUAGCUCUCUCAUCAUCUUUCUCACUUUCCUAUAUAUCCUUGGCACUUACUUCUGUGUCCUGAGUGUGGGGCUGCAAGUACCCCCAGGCUCAGGAAGUCAUAAGGCUUUCUCUACUUGUGCCUCCCACCUUGCUGUGGUGUGUCUGUUUUAUGGGUCAGUCAUGGUGAUGUAUGUUAGUCCAGGUUCUGGGGACUAUCCUGGGAUGCAGAUAUUUGUGACCUUGUUCUAUGCUUUGGCAACUCCAUUCUUUAAUCCCCUGAUUUACAACUUCUGGAACAAAGAUAUGAAGGAGGCACUGAAGAAAAUUCUGAAUCUGUUAUUGUGGGAAAUCUCUAAAGGAUUCAAAAGUUGA
This is a messenger RNA of Enhydra lutris kenyoni (northern sea otter), 678 nucleotides long. RefSeq names its product olfactory receptor 11H12-like. The annotation marks the transcript as partial. The record is from RefSeq and is a predicted model, not a curated record. Gene Ontology annotation, biological process: G protein-coupled receptor signaling pathway. The transcript has a single exon. NCBI's taxonomy places the organism in Eukaryota, Metazoa, Chordata, Mammalia, Carnivora, Mustelidae. Gene Ontology annotation, cellular component: membrane. Gene Ontology annotation, molecular function: olfactory receptor activity; G protein-coupled receptor activity.